Paramormyrops kingsleyae is the source of this 902-nucleotide messenger RNA. Its product is annotated as rho-related GTP-binding protein Rho6. Lineage: Eukaryota; Metazoa; Chordata; Actinopteri; Osteoglossiformes; Mormyridae. Gene Ontology annotation, biological process: small GTPase-mediated signal transduction. The record is from RefSeq and is a predicted model, not a curated record. Gene Ontology annotation, molecular function: GTP binding; GTPase activity.
AAAUUACUGCAGUGCUGUAAGUCAGAGCAGACAGCUGCAGACUGACGCUGUGGACUACACCCGAGAGCCGGAGGCAACUGGCUGAGGACCUACAUCUAUACUGAGCGUCGUUUUGCGGCGUUUUUCGCUUGGCUGUGGUUAAUAAUCUCCAUAUUCGCCAUGAAAGAGAGGAGAAUUACACAGCCGCUUGUGGUUAGAUGUAAACUGGUGCUCGUUGGGGAUGUUCAAUGCGGAAAAACGGCAAUGUUGCAAGUGUUGGCCAAGGACUGUUAUCCAGAGACGUACGUGCCGACAGUGUUUGAAAACUACACAGCCUGCCUGGAACUAGAAGAGCAACGAGUGGAGUUAAGUCUCUGGGAUACAUCAGGGUCCCCGUAUUAUGACAACGUGAGGCCCCUGUGCUACAGCGACUCGGACGCUGUGCUCCUGUGCUUCGACGUCAGCCGGCCCGACACCGUGGACAGUGCGCUGAAGAAGUGGAAGACGGAAAUCCUGGACUUCUGUCCCAGCACUCGCAUCCUCCUCAUCGGCUGCAAGACAGAUCUGCGCACCGAUGUGUGCACGCUGAUGGAGCUGUCCAAUCAGAAGCAGACGCCCAUCUCCCACGAGCAGGGCUCAGCCUUGGCUAAGCAGCUGGGCGCCGAGGCCUACCUCGAGUGCUCGGCCUUUACUUCAGAGAAGAGCAUCCACAGCGUCUUCCGCACGGCCGCCCUGGCCUGCAUCAACAAGCUGCAGCCGGCGGCCAAAGCCAGCCCGUCCCGCCGCCUCUCCAAAAGACUGCUCCACCUCCCCAGCAGAUCCGAGCUACUCACCUCCACCUUCAAGAAGGAGAAGGCCAAGAGCUGCUCGGUGAUGUGAGCGGGGACCCUGGCCAUCUUCCCUGCUCCCUGUGACCGCCGCCG